GUUAUGGAUAUAAAAAUAUUGGCUGCAGAGAUGGACCUUACUUGCAUAAGGGCUUAUAGACUUGAUGCUCUAAAAUCUGUCUCCCAAACUGUUGUUGGAGCUGAUGUCGUAGCAACAAAUCUGGAUCGUGAGAUUUAUGACAUAACAAUUAUGAAGUCAUCAUCAAGAUUAGACAAUGGUGACAUGCAUCGUGUGAACAUGGACAGAGAUAAAAUUGAUGCAGAAAUCAUGAGCAUGGGAAAUCGUGGAAAUGGAAGAUACGUCAGCAAAAAGGAAUUGAGAAAGCCUACGCAAAUGAUGAAAAAUGGACCGGGAAGAAAUCAUUCUAUAGGUGGGAGGGCUGAGAAUUCAAAAGGUUUUCUCCCUAACAGUUUUGAUCGUGUACUGCUUGAUGCUCCAUGUUCUGCCCUUGGUUUAAGGCCUCGUUUAUUUGCUUCUGAGGAGACAAUGGAAUCCUUGCAAACUCAUGCUAAGUAUCAAAGAAAAAUGUUUGAUCAGGCUGUUCAAUUAGUUCGUACUGGAGGAGUCAUUGUAUAUUCCACUUGUACAAUAAACCCGGGAGAGAAUGAGGCAUUAGUUCGAUAUGCUUUAGAUACAUACAAGUUUCUCUCCCUAGCACCACAGAAUCCAAAAGUUGGCGGACCGGGGCUUGUAGGCAAGUGUGAACUUUUCGGUGGAAAACAUGCGGAGACAUGGCUUACACAGAGUGAAGCAGAGCUAGUUCAGAGAUUUGAUCCAUCCGCAACUUUGGAUACUAUUGGCUUCUUCAUUGCAAAAUUUAAUGUUGGCCAAAAAUAAAGAUUUUUGCUUAUUGAUUUUUGAGAAUGCUGAACCUUUUGGGUAUGAUUUGUCCUUUGAAAUGUUUAGAUUAUUAUGCACUUGUAUUAUUUUCAUGAUACUGGAAAAGAAAAAUAUUUAGGAGCUAUUUUGUUGUAAGUA
This is a messenger RNA of Dendrobium catenatum, 939 nucleotides long. RefSeq names its product putative methyltransferase NSUN6. NCBI's taxonomy places the organism in Eukaryota, Viridiplantae, Streptophyta, Magnoliopsida, Asparagales, Orchidaceae. The record is from RefSeq and is a predicted model, not a curated record. Gene Ontology annotation, molecular function: RNA binding; methyltransferase activity. Gene Ontology annotation, biological process: RNA methylation.